AUGGAUGAAUUAACUUUCCUUUGGUUAAUAUUCAUAACAGUAGUUAUAGAAGCACACUGUAAACCAAAUUCGAAUUGUUCCUCAAUUGGCAGCUGCAACUGCUACGAAGUAAAUGGAUAUAUCCACGCUGAUUGUUCUCGUAGACUCCUCUCAGUAGCUCCAUUGUUACGUGAGGACGUAGUCAGUAUAGAUUUCAGAGGUAAUCUUUUUCAUACGUUCCCCAACAAUCUUUCAGAGAACAUAAGAUAUCUAAAUUUGGCGGAAAACUUAAUCAACAAAAUAGAGGAGGCGACUAAUUUUUCAAAUGCAUCAUUACAAAACUUGAUAAACCUGGAGAAUCUUACCUUGUCAAACAACAAACUAAAUGUAAUUGAAAAAGGGGUCGUCAGAUAUACCAAGAAAUUGCGUCAUUUGGAUCUUUCAUACAACGUUGAACUUUCUCUCUCUAUCCUAGAAAAUUUGACGUAUGGUAUGAGAUAUACCGACAUUAAAGUUCUCAACUUAGAGAAAGUACAAUGUACCUAUGGUCUAAGUAAGGAACUAUCGAUACAUCAAGUUCGUAAUUUAUCAGACACUGCUUUGGAGGAACUUAACAUUGCAUCAAACAGAAUCAAUGUCUUUCAAUUUCGGAUGCUGUCGGUUUUACCGAAGACUCUUCGAAAACUUAAUGUUGCCGACAACGUGCUCGGAGUUGGAGCUUACUUGUGGACUUUCGGCCAACUUUCGAGUCUGCAAAUACUUAAUGCAAGUUUUCAGUCCAGCUUUCAUAAUAUAAAAGAUUUUGAUUUCAAUGUGUAUUGUCACGAAAAUGAGGGUUAUGAGCAGGUGACUUCACUUUUUCCUUUACCUCAAGGAAACAGAAUAACUGAAGUUAAAUAUACUGAUACUGAGUUUGACCUAGUACAGAGGAAUGCAAAGAACAUAAGAUUCCUAAAUCUGGAUAAAUACACAUGUUUAUUCCAGAAUGCAACUAGUCAGGAAUUCGGUAACUUUUCACGACUCAUGAAACAACUGGAAAAAGAAUGUUCGUCCUAUACAUUGAUCAUUGCUAUAACCUCAUCACUGCUGCUUGUUUUUGUAACUAUCGUCAUGAGUAGAAUCAUACAUCGGUACAGAUGGAAGCUACGAUACAUGUAUUUCGUCGCCAGAGGAAAGAACAAAAAUCAAAAGAUCUCCAGCAAACAAACAGAGCAUUCAAAAUACCAUUUUGAUGCUUUCAUUUCUUAUGCUAAUAACGACGAAGCAUUCGUAGUUGGUCUUGUUAAACAUUUAGAGGAAACCUUUAGGCUUCGAUUAUGUCUGCAUCAAAGAGAUUUUAUUCCAGGUACGGAUAUUGCAGACAAUAUAAUUAAUGCUAUACACAUUAGUAAACGAACAGUAUGCAUAUUGACUUCACAUUACUUAAAAUCUUACUGGUGCAUUUACGAAAUGAAUAUGGCACGAAUGGAGGCUGUGUAUUCCAGAAAUGGUUCCAAUGUUCUAUUCUUCGUCAUUCUUCAGAAAAGUGUCGUUAAGGAGUUGCCAUGGAAAUGGAUGGACCUGAUAGAAAGCAAAUCGUACAUGGAUCUUGCAGGAGACGGUGAACAGGAUUUGUCAGUUUUUCGAACAAAGCUUGCAGAAACGCUUCUUGCUGAAGAAUAUUAA
Messenger RNA from Saccostrea echinata, 1644 nucleotides. Its product is annotated as toll-like receptor 4. Gene Ontology annotation, biological process: toll-like receptor signaling pathway; immune response. Bases 1 to 1644 code for a protein of 547 amino acids. The record is from RefSeq and is a predicted model, not a curated record. The transcript is spliced from 2 exons. NCBI's taxonomy places the organism in Eukaryota, Metazoa, Mollusca, Bivalvia, Ostreida, Ostreidae. Gene Ontology annotation, cellular component: membrane. Gene Ontology annotation, molecular function: transmembrane signaling receptor activity; protein binding.